CUGCGAAUGAUUUAUAGACUAAGACUUCUUGGCUAGCUUCGCAUUCAUAUUAGCCUCCGAAAGUAUGGUUAGCAUGACCCGACCCCGGCCGGCGAUGGCACCAUCCGUUGCAGCCUCUCAACCCACACGCACGAUUGACCAGUGCCCACUUUACUGUGCGCUCUCGUAUGUAUGGGGGACCGAUGAGCCGAGCAAUGGUAUCGAAAUAAAUGGCAAGCUCUUCCUGGUUCGCGACAACCUCUGGGCUGCCCUAUACGAACUGGCAAAUUCCGAUACGGCGGCGGCUGGGGGGAAAGGUUCAAGGAAGACAGAUACCAGUCUACGCGUCAAUGGCUCCUACUUCUGGAUCGACGCCCCUUGCAUCGACCAGGAAGACGUGCAUGAGCGCGGGCACCAAGUUAACAUGAUGCAUGAUAUUUUCAGCGCCGGCGAGACGGUAAUCGCGUGGCUCGGAAAUAAGGCACAGAACUCAAACCUAGCCAUGGACGUCCUGUCGCCAACGUCCAGCGAUCUGAAGGUGAACAAUCAACAGAGUAACCAUGAGCCGGAAGAAUAUAGACUGACCGUCGUCAUGGAUGCCUUCCCGAAAUCUGCCCCGAUCUUUGUGCGUGUAGACUAA
Molecule: messenger RNA, 619 nt
Organism: Truncatella angustata
Lineage: Eukaryota; Fungi; Ascomycota; Sordariomycetes; Amphisphaeriales; Sporocadaceae
Product: heterokaryon incompatibility protein-domain-containing protein
Exons: 1
Coding region: 65-619 (184 amino acids)
Source: RefSeq, a predicted model, not a curated record